Drosophila suzukii is the source of this 2848-nucleotide messenger RNA. It is a transcript of the gene Rexo5, whose product is annotated as RNA exonuclease 5. Lineage: Eukaryota; Metazoa; Arthropoda; Insecta; Diptera; Drosophilidae. Gene Ontology annotation, molecular function: nucleic acid binding; exonuclease activity. The record is from RefSeq and is a predicted model, not a curated record. Gene Ontology annotation, cellular component: nucleus.
UUCGUACAGCGCACUCAAAAUAAAAACAUUUUUGUUCGAUAUUUUAUGGUUCCAUAAAAAAAGGCUUUGACCAUUAACGUCAAUUACCGGAACAAUAUUCAAAAAAAUAGAAAACACACGCUGUCCUAAAACAGAAAAACACAUGCAUAUUUCUUAGGAAAAAUCAAAAAUCUUUUAUCAAAAUUUUACUAUUAGACAUAACAACUCGGUCAAUAAAAAUUUAUGCGCAAGCAAAGAAAGUUUGUGCCCUGUCUAUCAAACCAAAUCAACCAGUCCGGUUAGCCACAUCCCUUUCUACGGUAUGUGCAAAGAGGUCCCUAAUCCACUAUCCUUUAGCACCAGAUAAUCAUUAUGAUGUGGACCAGAACGAGACUCGCCCUGCGCAGCAUUGCUAGAUCACAAAGCUUGAACGGUAAGCGCACCAAGAUGAAGGAGCAGCUAUCGGCGAAGCAGCACGAGCGGAACGAGAAGAAGAAGAAGAAGCUGGCGGCGCUGGCAAAUCUGAUGGAGCUCAACGACCGCGAUCGCCUCCACGAGGCGGAGCUGGCCAAGAAGCGGGAUGCGGAGGAGGCCGAGGCGGAGGAGAAGUCAGCUGCGAAGGCGGAGGACGAGGACGACGGCUUCAUCAAGGUGGGCAGCAAGCGGAAAGCCCGCAACCGUCACACAGUCCGCAGCAAUGGCGAGCAGGAAACGGAAUCCGUAGGAGCACCAGAGACGGGAGCCAAUUCCGACGAGCCGGUGGCCAAGAAAACCCGCAACUAUGAGGCCGGAGGUGAUAGCCUGCCCCAGGAGAUCUGCUCCCUGACCGAGGAGCAGUACAAGCAGCUGUCGGCGGAGCUAAAGCGCCGCAAGAGGCAAAUCGAGGAUGUUCCUGGCCUGAGGCUUCGGGAGAUGGGCCAGCGCGCCUCCCUGGAGACGCCACAACAUGCGCGCACGCCCAUCUUCCUCGCCGACAUCCAGCACCUGCUGAUGUCCGCCCUCAUUGGCCAGAAGAGUCCCUGCCGACCGGAUCGGUGGUGCAGCGUGGAAAAGUGGCUCAGUCUGUCGCACAGCGUGGUGGUCAUACUAGAGGGACUAUCGCUCUACCACUACCUCACCAACGAGAGCCAGUUCAAGGCCACCAAUAAGAUAUUCAACACCAAGCUGGAAAUGCUGCUCCCGCCGCGUGACGAUGGUCAGAUCCUCGACGAGAUAGCCAAGAUACCCCUCACAAAUGUGCAGGCUCGCCAGCUCAUAGACGAGCACGGUUCCCUGGAGUCGGCUGUAGAGCUCAACAAAGAUCCCACCCUGUUCGUAAAGACCAUCUUCCCGAUUGAAAGCAAAGAGACGGUGCCGGAUGACCUGCAUAAGGAUGACAAGUUCCCGCGCACCAAACUCUUGCUUUCCGCCCUGCAAAUGGUCGAUGAGGGCUAUCCGAUUCCAAUGCAAGGCGAUCUGCACAGUCGCUUUAAGGAAUUUAGGUUCACCAAGAAAUCGUAUGCGCCGGUGACCAAUCGAAGUCCCAUGUUUGGCGUGGAUUGUGAGAUGUGUCAUACGGUGGCGGGCAUGAAUGAGCUUACCCGAAUUUCCAUUGUCAACGAACGCUACGAGACCGUGUACGAAACGCUGGUGAUGCCUAACAACCGGAUAACCGACUAUCUAACCCAGUACUCCGGCAUCACUGAAGAUAUCAUGAAAAAGGUGACCAAGAAGCUAAAGGAAGUGCAGAAAGAGGUGUCCGACUUACUGCCCCCGGAUGCCAUCCUGGUGGGGCAGUCCUUGAACUCGGAUCUUAACGCCAUGCGAAUGAUGCACCCGUAUGUUAUAGACACCAGCGUGUGCUUUAAUAUUAGCGGCGUGCGACGGCGCAAGAGCAAACUGAAGCAACUGGCCAAAACCUUCCUGAAGGAAAUAAUCCAGGAAAACGAUUUUGGCCACGAUUCCAUUGAGGAUUCGCGAGCAACGCUCAAGCUUGUCAAGAUGAAGCUGGCCAACAGCAUAGAGUUUGGCGAUGAGAUUCUCACCCAGCAAAAGCGAUUGCAGCAGUUGGCGAACGCCUGCAGCGGCGACACCAUUAGCAAUAACCUAUUUGCCCAUGUGGCCAAGCGGGAUAAGAGGACGGCCAUUGUCACGGUUGGCGAUUUGCAGCCUCAUCUUAAGAAUGUCAUCCAAAAGGCAGGAGAGGCAUCUCCCCAGGAUCACAGCGUGGCGGUGCGUGUCCACGAGGUUUCCACGUCCAAGGAAGCCGUUCGUAAGGUCACGGAAGUUGCAUUGGAAAAUGCCUUGACAAUUGCUAAUAUUCGCGUGCCAGAGCAGGACUUUGUGUUGGAAAGCGCGGAGCGCAAUGUCGCCAAACUAGAUAAAACCAUCGAGCGCCUUUGGAAUUCGGUUGCGCACAACGGACUCUUCCUUGUUCUCAUGGGCGGAGCCACGGAUUGCUCCAAGGGCUUGGCCAAGAUAGCUAUUAAGCGCCUAAACGGAUCGGAACAGACUAGUGCGCCCAUCGGCAGUUAGGAAGUGAAUGAGAAUAGCUCUCCUGUUAUUAACUUCCCCUGGCCGAGAAAAUGCCUCCUGUUAUAAACCUCCCAGCCGAGAAUAUGUCUCCUGUUAUUAAUCUUUUCUAGCCGAUUCCAUUUGACAAAGGGUCAUACUCCGGAAAAACACUUCCGGUUUCUGGUGUGCCCGAUGGCCAGUCGGAAUCCCAAAGCGGAAUCAAAUUUGCCGUAUCAUCCCCAAGACAUGACCAACAAUUGUUUCACCACACACCUCAAAAGUGCACUAUAUGCAACAAUGCAUCAGUAAAAAAUUGUCAAAUUUAAAAAAGUCCUUCAAACGAAUAAUAAAAUGUACAUUUAUUUUUUCACAAAAA